Pseudonaja textilis is the source of this 1245-nucleotide messenger RNA. Lineage: Eukaryota; Metazoa; Chordata; Lepidosauria; Squamata; Elapidae. The record is from RefSeq and is a predicted model, not a curated record.
ACAAUCUGACUGUGACUAUUCAACGAGUUUGUCGCGGGGAUUUCUGUGCCUUUCCUCGCGCUGGAUGCUCGAUUAUUCCUCUUCGACUUCUAGUGUCUGCUUCACUGUCUCCCGCUUCCCCGUUUCGACCAAUAGCCUCGCACCAACGCCAAUAAUUGGAAGCGGAGUUGAUUGGCUAGAUCUUCUUGAAGAAUGGCGGCCAACGUGACUACCAAUCCGUCCCAGCUUUUGCCGCUUGAACUGGUAGACAAGUGUAUAGGCUCUCGUAUUCACAUUGUAAUGAAAAGUGAUAAAGAAAUUGUUGGCACGCUCCUAGGAUUUGAUGAUUUUGUCAACAUGGUAUUAGAAGAUGUCACUGAAUUUGAAAUAACACCUGAAGGAAGAAGAAUCACAAAGCUGGAUCAGAUUCUGCUGAAUGGAAACAAUAUAACUAUGUUGGUUCCUGGAGGAGAAGGACCAGAAGUAUAAAUAUUCAUUUGACAUCACUGCAAGAAGUUUUGUUGCAUAUUCUGUUUGAAACAUAUUGCUAGAAUAUGUUCUGAAAUUUGUUAAAUUUCUGUUCUUACAUGUCAUAGUGAUAUUUAAAUAUAACAUAGUUUCUUUUUCAAGGAUGCAGCAUCUUUAAUAAUAGUUUUGUACAUUAAAAUCAUGACUUUGUUGUAAAAACAAAAUUAAUUUGCUAUUAAGGGCAAGAAAAUAAAAUGUUUUUUUUAAUUCUGAUUAGUAUGUGGUUUAUGUAAGAGCUUGGAAUCAAGUAGAUGUAGUUGUUUCAAGCAUUUCUACUUCAAAUUAAGGGAUUACAGAGUUGUAAAUAGGGAUUUGAGGGUGAAGGAUUAGUAUUUUAAAUAAUAGAAAAUAUACCAUUAAAUACAUAAAAUAAUAAAAUCGUGAUUCCAAAAGCUUAUUUUAUUUCUCUUAUGAGUUUCCCUUUAAUUAAUUUUUGUACUCAAAAGAUAUGGUUCUUUUCUCCUUGAAUGAAAACAGAAAUUGUUAUUUGAGGAAAUAAUAAAUGAAAGAGAGAUUUUGAUCUAGAGCACUAGCCCAGAAGACUGAUCAGGUAAUCCUCAUUUAACAACCAUAGUUGUUGUUAUUAAAUUCUGAGAUUGCUAAGUGACAUAUGACUAUUGCAAAUUUAACACAUUGCUUUCAGAUUGUUUCUUAAGUCAUUGUGAGUCGCUAAGCAAAACAUAAUGUGACCACAACUUUCAUUUUGACUGCCAGCUUCUCCAUUGACUUUGCUUUUUG